This is a messenger RNA of Galdieria sulphuraria, 1971 nucleotides long. Its product is annotated as archaeal ATPase. The coding region runs from base 129 to 1892 and encodes 587 amino acids. NCBI's taxonomy places the organism in Eukaryota, Rhodophyta, Bangiophyceae, Galdieriales, Galdieriaceae. The transcript has 2 exons. The record is from RefSeq and is a predicted model, not a curated record.
UCAAGACUUGUUCAAAGCUUCAAAAGACUUUCGUCGCAAUCAAGAGUUUGAGCAUUGGACUGUUGUAAGAAGAUUGAUCGAUCAUUGUUGUAUUUUACUGUCGCAUAGUUUACUUCAUAGCUUACGAUAUGUCUAGUGAGUUUCAACCAGAAACCGUAUAUGACAUGGUUGUAGUAGACCGAGAAAAUGAUGUUGGCGUAGUAACAAAGCAGUUAUUUAGGCUAUACAGUCUCCGUAAACUUGAUCGCCAUUUCAAACCAGUCAUACCCUUUGGUCCUCACCUCUUCGGAAGUGGGAAGACGAAAUUCGUACAAAGUUACUUGGAACUGGUGAAUAAUAUGGGCCAACCGAAGAGGUUUCUUGGAGAAAUUAAAAAGGGCUUCGUUGCUUUAUGUGAUUUAAGGGAGAUGAAGCCAACUCGACCCAUCGAGGAAAAACGCAACCUAAAGUGGGCAGUCUACUAUUUAUUGUACCGAUCAGCUUGUAAUCAGAUGGGUCUACCGUUUAUGAAGCCUGAUGAAGCCUACAGACACAUUCCUCCCUAUCCAAGCUUUCUAUUUCCGGAGCUACGGAAGACUUUGGGCAUUCCUUCCGAUCAAUUUCUUUUGGUAGCUUUUGAUGAACUUGGUGUGUUUGAUACAAAGGCAACUUUCUUUGAACUGGAGAAGAAUGACAAAGGUGUGGUUCGACCAUACAACGACUUUUUCGGUAUCAUUAGUCAAUUGUGCGAAGAACCCGACUUGUUUUUUAUAGUUGUUGGGAAAAGUGAAGGCUUAAAUAUAUAUAAUUACGUAGCUUCAGUCUCAAGAGUUCAGUUAGUAUUUAUUCCUCUUUCGCCGCUUGAGAAACAUAGUAUCAUGGAACAUUUGGAGAAAAGUUCUUCCUUUUUAUUCCCUGGGAGCCCAAAGGUUUCAGAAAUUCUUUGUCAUGAAGACUUCUCAACUAGUGAACUUGCAGAAUUGUUGUUGGAGUUGACUGGUGGUGUUCCUGGUUUACUUGUUCGAGCAAUCAGUUACCUUUUGCUGUAUAAAUCAUCCAACAACAAUUUCUUAUUAUCUAAGGAAACCUUCUUGAUCAUAAUGAAUGAUCUUUCAGUAACAAAUUAUUGUGUUGCGCCAUUCUUACCUCGUCUGAUAAGUCUCAGUGAGCAGCGUAAGCGCUUGUUAAGAAUGCUUACGUUAUUAUCUUUGUAUCGUAUUCGAUUUGAUUUUGAUGAAACUGUGCAAAUAAGCUCAAAUUCUGAUGUGUUUUUGUUUGAUCUAGUUACAGAUAUGUGUCUCUAUCGUCGAUUGGUUAUAGAACCAGACCGCAACGAACGCUAUGAAGUAUUGAUUCCCAAGUUACUGAUUGAAUAUAUUGACCAAGGCUUAAAGGAUGAUCGUUUAGAAUGGUUACUUUUACAGACUCUCAAGUCUCAAUUUAUGGAAUUCUUUUAUGAGUCGAAAUGUCGAAUUUUGGAAGGUCUUAUUGCUACACUGUUUUAUUUACAUUUUUUCCGGCGUCCUACAAACAGCUCAAUGUUUUCUACUCUUGGUCAAUUAUCUUGUGUUUGGAAUGAAAUGAAUUUCCAAUUUUCUUCCGAAUCUGCUGCUUAUUAUAUGAAAUCUAUACAUUAUACCAGGGCUGUAUUAGGAACAGAGAGAAUGACAUUUGGAAGCAAUGAUGAAUGGGAAAGGAUAGUGGAAGAAAUGUUAGAAUUUGAAAAGAUAUAUAUUCCGUUUCAUUCAACAUUCCAUAUUCCAGAUAUAUUAUUCAAGUUGCAUGGAAGAACGAAUGAGAAGAACUUGAUGAUUGUGGGUAUUGCUUGUAAAGGCCGAUGGAGUCUUUAUGGUAUUCGAUGGAAUGAAAUUUGGGAAGAAGCUCACAAGUUUUUGAAACCAGUUCUUGAUUAAUGUUUACUAAUCACUCUACAAUUGUUCGAUGAUAGUUUUCAUUACUCAACCGGAGAAAAAUGAAAAAAAGUCACUUGAA